Messenger RNA from Rotaria sp. Silwood1, 567 nucleotides. The record is from the annotation of a GenBank genome assembly. NCBI's taxonomy places the organism in Eukaryota, Metazoa, Rotifera, Eurotatoria, Philodinida, Philodinidae.
AUGUCAACUGCUAAUAUUACUACUCCCACACCUGCGCAAUCCUAUCCAUUAUCUAUAAGAAAUUCAUCACGACAAAUAACUGAAAAUUUUGAUGAUGAUACUGAAGAACGUGAUGCUUUUCUUCAAUAUCUUAUUGUUAAACAGCCUAAUUAUCAACAACACCAACAGCAAGCUUCUAGAAAAUCGAAUACUAAUUUUACAACAUCAAUUGGUUCAAUUAUUGAUCGAACGCCAACCAAUUUAUUUGAACUUAAACAGCAACGUUUAUUAGCAGCUGCUGAUCGUAAAAAACGUAUUAUUGCACGAAUUGUUAGUAUUGUUGGACUUUUAAUUAUCUUGUUAUGUGCAGCUAUUGUAACAUUAACACUUAAAAUGGCACCAAAAAUUGAUGAACUUGUACGUACAAAAGUUGGUGCACAUCAACUAGUACAUAUCAUAACACGAAUGAAUACGUCAGUAACAACAACAACAGCAACAUUAGCAACAACUCGUCAAGAUAAUUAUACUAUUAAUGGAUCCAUUACAGAAAAGUUUAUUCUUCGAACUCGACAAAAAUUAUUUCCAUAA